AUGCGACGACAACUCGACUGGCGAGUCGUCGGCAAUGGAUCGUACCCUCCGUUCCCUCCUACUAAGAAAAGUCAUUGGAAAGCCGACGCCGUGCGACGGAUGCGCGCCUGCUGCUCUAAGAAGACCCUGUUGCGACGAGUGCCCAUACUGGCCUGGCUUCCUAAAUACACGUUUAGAAGCGGCCUCGCGGAUAUUAUAGCAGGUAUAACAGUGGGUCUGACGGUGAUCCCGCAAGCGAUCGCGUACGCGGGCGUGGCGGGACUGCCGCCGCAGUACGGCCUCUACUCCUCCUUCAUGGCGUGCUUCGUGUACACAGUGUUCGGGUCAGUGAAGGACUCAGCGAUAGGCCCGACCGCCAUCGCUGCCAUACUCACGAGGGAAAACCUGCACGGUCUAGGACCUGAGUUUGCAGUCCUGUUGGCUUUUCUCUCUGGAUGCGUCGAACUUGUCAUGGGGAUUUUACAAUUAGGUUUUCUAAUCGACUUCAUCAGCGGACCAGUGUCGGUGGGUUUCACGUCCGCCGCCGCCAUCAUCAUCGCGACCACGCAAGUGAAGGACAUCCUGGGCCUCAGCUUCCCUGGUGGAAAAUUCUUACAGGUGUGGACCGGUAUGUACGAGCAUAUAGGCGAGACCAGACUGUGGGACACCGUGCUGGGCGUAUCUUGUAUCGUAGUUUUAUUACUACUCAGGAAAGUGAAAGACAUAAAAAUCGGUUCAAACGACGCAUCAGAAGACGGCAAGGUCGAGAAAAGCAGCCGGUUUAAAACCGCAGUGUCUCAAGCGCUGUGGUUCCUCUCCACCACGCGCAACAUCACCGUGGUGCUAGUGUGCGCGGCGCUCGCAUACUACUUCGACACUCAGAACAAACAACCAUUUGUACUGACUGGCGAAGUGAAGGCUGGACUUCCACAAAUUGCCCCGCCGCCCUUCUCAGCCACGGUGGGCAACCACACGUACACCUUCACGGAGAUGGCGUCCACUCUUGGCUCGGCGAUCUUCGUAGUGCCCCUACUGUCGAUUUUAGAAAAUAUUGCACUAGCAAAGGUCUUCUCGGAGGGCGCGCACGUGGACGCGACGCAGGAGAUGGUGGCGCUGGGCGUGUGCAACAUCGCGUCGUCGCUGGUGGACUCCAUGCCGGUGUCGGGCGCGCUGUCGCGCGGUGCCGUCAACCACGCGUCCGGCGUCGCGUCGCCCGCCGGCGGCCUCUACACCGGCGCGCUCGUCUUGUUAGCCUUGCAGUAUUUCACUCCAUACUUCUUCUACAUUCCCAAAGCGUCGCUGGCGGCGGUGAUCAUCGCGGCCGUCGUGUUCAUGAUGGAGCUGCAUGUGUUCAAGCCGAUAUGGCGGACGAAGAAGGUGGACAUAAUCCCAGGACUGGUGACGUUCGGCGCGUGCCUGCUGACGCGGCUGGAGCUCGGCAUCGUGCUGGGCAUCGCCGUCAACCUGCUGUUCCUGCUGUACGCGUCCGCGCGCCCCGCCGUGCGCGUCACCACCGCCGUGUCGGAGGGCGGCGUGCGCUACGCGCUAGCGAGCGUGGACCGCGCGCUGGCGUUCCCCGCGGCCGAGUUCGUGCGGCGCGCGCUGCGCAAGGCGGCCGGCGACGCGCCGCUCGUGCUCGACGCGCACCACGUGCAGGCUGCCGACUUCACCGCCGCCAAGGGUAUAAAGUCCCUGAUCGAGGACUUCCACGCGCGCGGGCAGACGAUCAUCUUCUACAACGUGAAGCCGUCCAUCGCGGAGGUGUUCCGCGGGGUGAAGCCGCGCGAGUUCGUGCACUGCUCGUGCCGCGCCGAGCUCGAGCGCCUGCUGCUGGACGCGCAGCGCCGGGCGCGCGCGCGCUCCGCCUGGUCAGUGAGACCAACAAACUGUAACUUACCGAGGACUCCAUUCCCCAAAUAUGUAGAUUCUAUCUCGUUCUCAGUGAAACUAAUGAACCUUUGUUAU
Molecule: messenger RNA, 1944 nt
Organism: Brenthis ino (lesser marbled fritillary)
Lineage: Eukaryota; Metazoa; Arthropoda; Insecta; Lepidoptera; Nymphalidae
Source: the annotation of a GenBank genome assembly